AUGAGAAUCCUCAUGAAUUAUUCACAAUCCUUAGUCAAUUCACAAUCCAACCAAACAGUUACUUCGGCUUCACAAUCCUCACAAACGCCUCAUAAUCCUCAGACACUCUCAGUCCUUACAAUCCCCCACACUCCUCACAAUCACCCCAUUCUCCUCACAAUCACCUCACCCUCCUCACAAUCACCCCACACUCCACACAAUCACCUCACACCCCUCACAAUCCUCACAGUCACCCCAUACUCCUCACAAUCACCCCACACUCUUUACAAUCACCCCACACUCCUUACAAUCACCCAUACUCCUCACAAUCACCCCACACUCCCAAAUUUCCCCACACACUCCUCACAAUCCCUUCACACCCCUCAUAAUCCCCCCACACUCCUCACAGUCACCCCACACUCCUCACAAUCCCUUCACACCCCUCACACUCCCCCCACACUCCUCACAGUCACCCCACACUCCUCAAAAUCCCCCACACUCCUCACAAUACCCCACUCUCCUCACAAUCACCCCACACUCCACACAAUCACCCAUACCCCUCACAAUCACCCCACACUCCCAAAUUUCCCCCACACUCCUCACAAUCCCUUCACAACCCACACAAUCACCCCACACUCCUCAAAAUUCCCCACACUCCUCACAAUCCCCCCACACUCCUCAACCCCCACACUCCUCACAAUCACCCCACACUCCUCACAAUCACCCCACACUCCUCACAAUCCCCCCACACUCCUCACAAUCGCCCCACACUCCUCACAACCCCCCCACACUCCUCACAAUCACCCCCAUACUCCUCACAAUCACCCCACACUCCACACAAUCCCCCCCACACUCUUCACAAUCACCUCACACCCUCACAAUCCCCCCACACUCCUCACAAUCCCCCACACUCCUCACAAUUACCUCACAAUCCCCCCACACUCCUCACAAUCACCUCAUUCCCCCACACUCCACACAAUCACCUCACAAACAACCACUUCCACCGAGACAAGAAAAAGGACCGUGUUUUUGAGUUACACAAUAACGCGAA
Penaeus vannamei (Pacific white shrimp) is the source of this 1030-nucleotide messenger RNA. RefSeq lists its product as uncharacterized. The record is from RefSeq and is a predicted model, not a curated record. NCBI's taxonomy places the organism in Eukaryota, Metazoa, Arthropoda, Malacostraca, Decapoda, Penaeidae.